CUUUCACUUCCUGGUGCUUCUUUCUUCUGCAUAGUUAGUCUCUCUCUGGUACCCUUGCUUGGUUGCUAGUUUGUUGUCCUUCGACCAUCUGAUACCAUCUUUAGCCAUGACUCUACCACAGCAACUACGUUCCAAGAGUGACUUUGACCAGCUGCCUGAUAACGUCCCCAUCAGCGCCACUAUUGCAGAUAUCGAGGAGAAAAGGGGCUUCAUUGACUAUUUUAGGUUUGUUAUUGAGGUGAAAACCAAAGGAUGGAGCAAGUAUCUAAUCUACCGGCGCUACCGAGAGUUCCUAAGUCUCCAUCAGAUCCUGGAGUCCAGAUACUCUCCGGAGGACCCGGACAGACCUUCACCCAACACCUGCGUGCUGCCUUCGCUUCCAGGUAAAGUGUUUAUCGGCAACAAGCGGGAGAUUGCGGAGAGCAGAAUCCCAGAGCUCAACACGUACAUGAAGAGGCUACUGGGUCUACCGACGUGGUUGCUGCUGGACGAAGACCUCAGAAUGUUCUUCUACCAGACGGAGAUGGAUAGCCAACAGCAGCCUCGAGCUCUCAGGCGUCUACGCCCACCCACCCGCAAAGUGAAGACAGUCAAACCAAAAACGGACCUUUUCUCCUCCCCCCGCGCAGAGGCGAUGUUUGACUUUUGCGGCAGCAGUAAGGCGGAGUUGAACCUAAAGAGAGGUGACUUGAUCUUCCUCCUGCGUCGAGUCAAUGCCGACUGGUUAGAGGGCUCCACCAACAACCAAACGGGUAUUUUCCCAGAAUCCUUUGUGAAGAUCAUCAAGCCCCUCCCAGAGAGUGAAUCUGAGGGAGAAGGUGAAGGCUCCACCUAUAGCUGUCUGCGAUGCUACCUGCUCACCCCCAACGGAGUCGACACCAGAGACGUGUGCGUUCAAGAGGACCUCACCAUCCAGCCAACACACAAGGACCUGAUGUCUCGAAUGAGGGACGUUUUCAAGGUGGACGACAUUGCGGUAAAUUACCGCGACCCUGAGGGUGACCUGAUCCGCAUCCUGGACGACGAGGACGUGCAGCUGAUGAUCAAGGAGAGCAGAGGUCAGCCGGUGGCGGUCCAGAGGCCUGUCAAUCAAUUUCCUUGGGAAGUUCACGUGACUUUGGCCUCGGACAUUUCUGUGUACAAUGUGGAUGGAUAAACUUGACAAGGGCGCUUCAUUUUAGCCAAAGUCAGGGUUGUUGACAACAACAUAGACUUGGGGGGGGGGGGCGCCCUAAUUACCUGCUUAAAGCGGCCUUACACAUUUCAAACAAAGUUAAUGCAUAGCAUUUGUUGCUGCUGGUCGGACUUCGUACUUGUUAACAUGCUAAAAAACAUGCUUAGGAAAACUGGGCUGAAGCUGCUGUCACUGCUGGCUUUUGCAUUUCAUUGUAACCGGGUUUAGUGCUAAGCCUUGGUGCUACGCUGCGGUUUUGGUAGUUUAAAAAAAAACAAACAAAUUAAAUAGCAUGCUAAGUUAUUUUCUAAAUUAAGAUUUAAGAAAAAUAGUUUGGGGCUGCACGGCGAUCAAGUGGUUGGCACGCAGACCUCACAACUAGGAGACCAGGGUUCGAUUCCACCCUCGGCCAUCUCUGUGUGGCGGUUUUGUCCGGGUACUCCGGUUUCCUCCCACAUUCCAAAAACAUGCUAGGUUAAUUGGCGACUCCAAAUUGUCCAUAGGUAUGAAUGUGAGUGUGAAUGGUUGUUUGUCUAUAUGUGCCCUGUGAUUGGUUGGCCACCAGUCCAAGGUGUACCCCGCCUCUCGCCCAAAGACAGUUGGGAUAGGCUCCAGCACCCACCGCGACCCUCGUGAGGAUAAACGGUAGAAAAUUAAUGAAUGAGUUUGGGGCUGCACGGCGACCCAGUGGUUAGCACGCAGACCUCACAGCUAGAAGACCAGGGUUCGAUUCCACCCUCGGCCAUCUCUGUGUGGAGUUUGCAUGUUCUCCCCGUGCAUGCGUGGGUUUUCUCCGGGUACUCCGGUUUCCUCCCACAUUCCAAAAACAUGCUAGGUUAAUUGGCGACUCCAAAUUGUCCAUAGGUAUGAAUGUGAGUGUGAAUGGUUGUUUAUCUAUAUGUGCCCUGUGAUUGGUUGGCCACCAGUCCAGGGUGUACCCCGCCUCUCGCCCGAAGACAGCUGGGAUAGGCUCCAGCACCCCUGUGACCUUCAUGAGGAAAAGCGGUAGAAAAUGAAUGAAUGAAUAAUAGUUUGUAAUUUCUCCUACCAGAGUCAUUAACAUUAAAAAACGUAAACAUUUUCAGUAUUUUUCAGUAUCACUUAGAGGCCAGUGAAGAUGAAGUAGUUUGUUUGGGUUAGUAGUAGUGGGCGAGUAGCCACAUAAUAAAUACAAUACAAUACACCUACUACUCCUCCAAAACUUCCCGAAACGUCCUUUUAAGCAUGUAUGAUAAGUAAUAAUGUUAAAAUUCCACUUAAAAUACAUAAAAUGACAAAUAAAGACUUUAUGAUGGCGCUAAUGUUGUUUCCAUUUCCGUUCUUUUCAAACAAAAUUCAAACAACUUGAAAGUCAACAAGCGUCACAGAACAGAUUUUGUUCCAAUUCAGAGGUUGUUCGGUUAACAAUUUUGGAAAUCACGUGCAAUUUUCAUUUCUACUUGGGUACAUGCUUAUUCUGUGAUGCAGAUUGUAUUUGAAGUGAGUCAACUAGAGUCCCUGGGCACACAGAGGCGUGAAUGGAUGCCUUUUUCCCCCAUGUUAAUGGUGUUUCUGGGUGAUGAUGCGAUGGCGUUGUGCACAUGUCGCUGUGAUUAGCGUGCGUGCGCGGAAAGAAAGUGAAAAUCGCAUGGAUAUUCAGGAGGCAUGAACACAUUGGCAAGCCACACGGCACGAAGAAGUGAAGGUAGUUUGCAUGACGCGGCGCCUUGUGUGCUUCACACGCUUGGAUACAUUCGGCUGCAUAUUUAUAGCAUUUCUUUUUUUAUUUUUAAAAUAUCAUUCAACAGCAGUUAAACAUCAUGAAAAGAAACACCAUAUUGACCUGCAUAUUUUUCCCCGCGUUUGUUCCAGAAACGUAUGUACAUGCAAGCCAACUUUAGGUGUCAGAGCUUUUCUUCCUGUCACUCUUCACUCUUCCUGUAAGUCUAUGUUAUCUUAUUUAUGUCUAAUAUGUCUUAUUCUCUAUAAUUAUAUCUACUAUAUUGGGUAAUACAAAUGUAAAGAUUACUGUAGGGGUGCUAUUUUAUGUAUUGAGGGCUCUAAUAAUGUUAAAAACUGUAUUAAGAAGAUUGUAAACAGGUUUUCUGUGCAAUAAUUAUGAAAGUAUCCCAUUUAUUAAUAUUGAAUCCUACUUCACUACCCCUGAAUUCACUUAUAAAAAUUAAAAAAAACAGGAACUCAUGACGGGGUACCGCUGUACUUUACAAGCUAACAGCAUUAGCAUUUAUAGUCUAAUAAUGGAUUGUAAAUGCACAGUAUGGAAUAUAUGUGCUUGUAUGCCGCAAUGUCACUUUCACGGUCAUUCUCUCCGUCCGUUCUCGUCAACUCGGAAUUAAUUGAGGUCUAAUUAAGCUCUUAAUGAAUGUCAUUAGGGCUAAAGUCAUGUCAGGUUGUGACCUACCAAACCCAACCCACAAUGA
This is a messenger RNA of Doryrhamphus excisus (bluestripe pipefish), 3594 nucleotides long. It is a transcript of the gene ncf4, whose product is annotated as neutrophil cytosolic factor 4. Gene Ontology annotation, biological process: respiratory burst; phagocytosis; superoxide anion generation. Gene Ontology annotation, cellular component: cytoplasm; NADPH oxidase complex. Gene Ontology annotation, molecular function: phosphatidylinositol binding; protein binding; superoxide-generating NADPH oxidase activator activity. The record is from RefSeq and is a predicted model, not a curated record. Lineage: Eukaryota; Metazoa; Chordata; Actinopteri; Syngnathiformes; Syngnathidae.